UCACACUUGGCACAUGCGUGAUCACAUGAGAAUUAUGAAGUGGCGGCAGACGACACAGGGCAACAAUGCCGAAGGAAAACAAUCGAAGUAAAUUUCAUAUCUAGAUCAUAAUUAUAAGUAAAAAGAAGUUCGUAAACGAGUUUUCCAGUGUGUGAGAUUCUUGGAACGGAAUGACGACUGCUUGGAUAUUACGUCGCAAACAAACAUAACCUGAAUGUAAACUAACCUUCAACUUUCAAUACUUCGACACUUAAUCAAAAUUGAACACGGUGGAAUUCUCCACAUAAGAUAUAAAAGUUGGUAUAAUUUACUAGAAGUCCUUAACAUACUUGUGACUUGUAAAUAAAAAGAAAUCAUGUCAAAACGCAAGUUUGAUGAUAUGGAAGAUAUUUCUGAUAAACAACCACUUAAGAAUUCGUUGGACUCUGAUGAAGAUGAUGACGAAGUAAAUGAGGAUACAUAUAAUAUUAUGAAUGAAAAUGAAUUGGAAGGUACAGAAGAUGGACCAUCAGCACCAGAAGCAAAUGUAGGAUUUACAGCAUUUAAUAUGAAAGAAGAAUUGGAGGAAGGUCAUUUUGAUAAAGAGGGACAUUAUCUUUGGAAAAAAGAGAAGCAAAUAAGAGACAAUUGGUUAGACAAUAUCGAUUGGGUCCAGAUCAAACCUGGUUCCACCACAAAUGUACAAAAAAGUACCAAGUCAAGUGGAAAUCAAGGCUUAGGCGACAGUGAUAGUGAUGAUGAAGGGGAUAUUAUGUUUGAUCCCAUUCCGUUGUAUAGACAAAUCUUAGAAUAUCUUAAACCUGGUGAAACUGUUUCAAAAACAUUAUGCAGGCUUGGUAAAGGAAAAAAGAAAUUAACUACAGCUGAAAGAUGGAAAAAGAAAAAAGAAUCUAUGGCAUGUGAAGAAGAUCCAAAUUCUGUUAACAUAACGAAGUUAACAGAACUGGCAAAUGAAUUGUUAACACGCACUGGUAAUAUGGACAUAUAUCAAGAAAGCUAUGAACUGAUAAAGAAAAAGAUUGAACAAGCAGAUAAACAUGCACACCCUUCAAAACAAGAAGCAGAAUUAGAUAUGUAUGCAGAUGAUUUUGAUGAAAAAGAAAAAACAAAAUUAAACGACAUCGAUAGCGAUGGAAAAACAGUGGAAGCAAGCAGUGCAGAAGAAAGUACAUUAGAGGAGAAUGUAACGUGGGAUCUGAAAUGGUCGCAAGAUGAAAAUGCAGAGAUACACGGGCCUCAUACUAGUCAGCAAAUGCAUGCAUGGGCAAAAGAGGGAUAUUUCAAAAAGGGUGCCUGGGUCAGAAAAACCGGCCAACAAAAUCAAUUUUACAAUGCUGCUAGAGUAGACUUUGAACUUUAUCUGUGACACUUUUAUUCUAUGCAAAAGUGAAUAAAUAGAUACAAAAAUUGAAUAUUUGUCAGAUCACAAAACUUUUAUGGAAGUUGUAUGUUGCUGCAUUUCAAUAAAAAUUGUGCGUUUUUAUGGUCCCAAAGAA
This is a messenger RNA of Monomorium pharaonis (pharaoh ant), 1496 nucleotides long. RefSeq names its product CD2 antigen cytoplasmic tail-binding protein 2 homolog (gene holn1). Bases 356 to 1366 code for a protein of 336 amino acids. Lineage: Eukaryota; Metazoa; Arthropoda; Insecta; Hymenoptera; Formicidae. Gene Ontology annotation, molecular function: protein binding. The transcript is spliced from 8 exons. The record is from RefSeq and is a predicted model, not a curated record. Gene Ontology annotation, cellular component: U5 snRNP.